Mercenaria mercenaria is the source of this 1350-nucleotide messenger RNA. RefSeq names its product fibropellin-1-like. Gene Ontology annotation, cellular component: protein-containing complex; plasma membrane. Gene Ontology annotation, biological process: heterophilic cell-cell adhesion; establishment or maintenance of epithelial cell apical/basal polarity. The transcript is spliced from 11 exons. Gene Ontology annotation, molecular function: calcium ion binding. The record is from RefSeq and is a predicted model, not a curated record. Bases 1 to 1350 code for a protein of 449 amino acids. Lineage: Eukaryota; Metazoa; Mollusca; Bivalvia; Venerida; Veneridae.
AUGGCGAAUUCCUUAAUGCCUGAUCUGAAGGAGGCAAGUCGACACAUCACAAAAGUAUCAAUCAAUGAAGUUAACAUUAGUAACUACCUCUUGGAAUUUCAGAGAAACUUGGAUGAAUAUUCAAGCUCUACAUCAAGAACAGACAAGAUUGACCUUAUACUUCUCACACAUACCCGAACAUGCACUGCAGUUAUUGCACAGGCCAAGAUGCUCAAUUUGUACAAUACAAACAGAAGUGAUGGGUGCACAGGCUUUACUAGCACUUGUGAGAAAAAAUCAGAUAUAGAUGACUGCGAUUCAAACCCUUGUCAAAAUGGCGGUACCUGUGCCGAUGGCGUCAACACGCACACCUGUACUUGUGUAGAUGGCUAUGAUGGAGCUAACUGCGAGAAUAACAUAGAUGACUGCACUCCAAACCCUUGUCAAAAUGGUGGUACAUGUGCUGAUGGCGUUAACACGCACACAUGUACAUGUAUAGACGGGUAUGAUGGAGCUACCUGCGAGAAUAAUAUAGAUGACUGCGAUCCAAACCCUUGUCAAAAUGGCGGUACCUGUGCCGAUGACGUUAACACGCACACCUGUACUUGUGUAGAUGGCUAUGAUGGAGCUAACUGCGAGAAUAAUAUAGAUGACUGCACUCCAAACCCUUGUCAAAAUGGUGCUACAUGUGCUGAUGGCGUUAACACGCACACAUGUACAUGUGUAGAUGGCUAUGAUGGAGCUAACUGCGAGAAUAAUAUAGAUGACUGCGAUCCAAACCCUUGUCAAAAUGGCGGUACCUGUGCCGAUGGCGUCAACACGCACACCUGUACUUGUGUAGAUGGCUAUGAUGGAGCUAACUGCGAGAAUAACAUAGAUGACUGCACUCCAAACCCUUGUCAGAAUGGUGGUACAUGUGCUGAUGGCGUUAACACGCACACAUGUACAUGUGUAGACGGCUAUGAUGGAGCUAACUGCGAGAAUAAUAUAGAUGACUGCGAUCCAAACCCUUGUCAAAAUGGCGGUACCUGUUCCGAUGGCGUCAACACGCACACCUGUACUUGUGUAGGUGGCUAUGAUGGAGCUAACUGCGAGAAAAAUAUAGAUGAUUGCGAUCCGAACCCUUGUCAAAAUGGCGGUACCUGUGCCGAUGGCGUCAACUCGCACACCUGUACUUGUGUAGAUGGCUAUGAUGGAGAUAACUGCGAGAAUAACAUCGACGACUGCGUUACAAACCCUUGCCAGAACGGUGGUACUUGUAAUGAUGGUGUCAAUAUGCAUACUUGUUCGUGUGUAGACGGCUAUGAUGGAAGUAACUGCGAAACUGGUAUGAUUCCAUUUUAUCUAGCUGCGCUGCCAGACUUCAGUUGA